GGGUGAUCCGGUGAACCCCGGGGCUGAAACAUGGGCCUCUUGGCGAGGAUACGGAAGGAGUGGUUCAUCAUCGGGAUAGUGCUGGUCAUCUUAGCGGCCAAACUGCAGCCCAGCGUCGGUGUCAGAGGAGGUCCGCUGAAGCCAGAGAUAACCGUAGCGUACGUUGCGGUCUCGCUCAUUUUCUUCAACAGCGGCCUGUCGCUGAAAACGGAGGAGCUGACCAGCGCGUUGCUUCACGUUCGCCUCCACCUGUUCGUUCAGUCGUUCACGCUGAUCUUUUUCCCGUUGGCCAUCUGGCUGCUGCUCAGAGUGCUCGCACUGACCGCCAUCGACCAGUGGCUGCUCAGAGGGUUACAGACGGUGAGCUGCAUGCCCCCUCCGGUCUCCUCCGCUGUUAUUCUCACCAAGGCUGUCGGAGGCAACGAGGCUGCUGCCAUCUUCAACUCAGCGUUUGGAAGCUUCUUGGGAAUCGUAGUGACUCCAGUGCUGCUGCUGCUGUUUCUCGGCUCUUCAUCCUCCGUUCCCUUCUCCACCAUCUUCUCUCAGCUCUUCAUGACCGUCGUGGUGCCUCUGAUCCUGGGUCAGGUGUGUCGAAGUUUCCUCAGGGAGUUCCUCGAGCGGAAAAAGCCUCCGUUCGGCGCCGUCAGCAGCGCCGUCCUCCUCAUGAUCAUCUACACCACGUUCUGUGACACCUUCAGUAUCCCCGACAUCGAGCUGGAUCCCACAAGCCUGCUGCUGGUCGUCCUCAUCAUCUUCUCCAUCCAGCUCAGCUUCAUGCUGCUCACAUUUGCCUUUUCUACCAGGUCGGGCUCAGGAUUUAGCCCUGCAGACACCGUCGCCAUCAUCUUCUGCUCCACACACAAAUCACUGACUCUGGGUAUCCCCAUGCUGAAGAUCGUGUUUGAGGGCUACGAGCACCUCUCUCUGAUCUCAGUCCCUCUGUUGAUCUACCAUCCGGCUCAGAUCCUAAUCGGCUCCGUCCUCGUGCCGACCAUCCGCGACUGGAUGAACAGCCGGCAGAAGUCUAGUCUGUUGUUGAGACAGGGCCCCAUUCCAACACUGCUGCCCUGAGCAGUGAAACUGUCAGCCCUCCAGCCCAUCUGACGAGGAGGAAGUCAGUGUUUGGAUGGUGUUUGUAUUGUGAUACAAAGAAGACUAAGGUGGAGGAAGACAGUAGUCACAUGUGCCUUAUGACAACCAAUCAACAGAGACCUCAGUGGGGGGGGGCGAGGCUUCCUAGUUGCCUCGAUUUCCUCAGUUUCUACCACAACGAAAAACACCUGUCACGUAUUUCCAACAAAUAUAUUCUUUUAUUUUUAAAAGGAGCAAAAGUACAUGUUUUAUUUUUAUAUGGAAUACCCAAAAAAUCCUGUUUAAGCAGCACGGCUGUUUUUUUUGGUUUUUUGGUUUGUUUUUUUAAACAAAGGGGUUGUUUGGUUUGAAAAACAGCAACUGCCAACAGGAACUGUAGGGGUGGAGUUACUAGGACCGUUCUUUUUUUAUUUUCCUUGCUAUUUUUUACAGUUUUCUACUCUCUCUUUCUCCUAGCUGUCACUGCCAGAAAAUGUGGAUGUUUGUCACAAUUCUGCUCUUUACAGAGACAAACUAAUGCUGGAUGAUCUGCCUUUUAAUAUGCAGUAUGAUAUUGUUUCGAUUUUUGACACUUUCUGACACAAGUUUUGUGUUUGUUGACAAGAAGCAGUCUUGAGGUGGUGUUGAGUUAACAAAUCAUCAGUCCAAAUAAUGAAGGCAUGAGUUGAACAUUGUGGUGCGGGAGUGUGAUUUAACAGCCUUAAUAUCGUCAUCUUUCCUGGAUCUAUGCAGAUUCUUAGGUCAGUUCUGUUGCGUUUUAUGUGUUUGUCCUGAUCAAAUUCCUGUCAUUUUCCGUACACCUCGGAUUCUGACUGAAGCAUGUGGGUUUGACUUAGAACAGUGAGGAGGCAGGAGUCUGACGUUUAUGAUCAGGGCUGAUAUCGAGCAGAUUUUAUCCAAAGCAGAAAAAAAGUUUGAAAUUGGCUAAAACAGCUCAAAAAACUUUUUGAAAAAUUAAGUUCUACAUAUUACAACUGUAUGUAGAUGAUUCCCCGUUCAAAGUCCAAAUGAUGUAGUCCUGCUACCAGUCAUAUAAUUUUGUCAUUACCAUAUUCCAUCAACCAAAAUCUGCAAAUCCAGUUUAAAGAAAUGAAUGUCUUGGGGUUGUGAAUCUAAAUCACAGCCUCUUCAUGGACUGGUAGCCAGGCUUGCUGGCAAAUGUAAGGGCUUUCAUGUUACUUGAAGGUACAACCAAGAAGAUAGCAUUAGCAUGUUAACAUUGCUAUCACUGUCUUUCCUAAAUCAGUCUCCUGGCUAGUAGCAUUCCAACCAACCAUUGCUAAAAUAGCGGUAAGGACACGAUCCCUCACCGGCUUCCCAUCUAAAUACACUGCCAGGUGUGUUUGUUGGAAUACAACUAGGACAGAGGCGAGGUGAAUCUGUAUCUUUACAGCUGUAGGCGGUUUAUGGGCUACUUUGUACUGCAUUUCCAGUCCAGUAUCUCUGGGAAACAUGUUCAUAUUGGACUGUUCUGCAUCACAUGACUUACGUCCAGUGCCAGCGUUGAGUGCCAGGUGUGGAAGGUAGUGUGCCCUUUAAGCCUUUUUUUUUU
Xiphias gladius (swordfish) is the source of this 2644-nucleotide messenger RNA. It is a transcript of the gene slc10a7, whose product is annotated as solute carrier family 10 member 7. Gene Ontology annotation, cellular component: plasma membrane. NCBI's taxonomy places the organism in Eukaryota, Metazoa, Chordata, Actinopteri, Istiophoriformes, Xiphiidae. The transcript is spliced from 13 exons. The coding region runs from base 31 to 1071 and encodes 346 amino acids. The record is from RefSeq and is a predicted model, not a curated record.